CCAGAUUUGAAAAUGGCGGCCUCGGUGUUUCCCGGCGUCAGGCUCCUGUCCAUCGGAGACGCGAAUGGAGACAUACAGCGACACUCGGAACAGCAGCCUCUGCGGUUGGAAGUCAAAACUACACAAGAUGCUGCGUUAAUCAACCUAUCAAAUGAAGAGGCAAGUGUUUUCAAGUGUUCGGUUUCUCGGGAGACGGAGUGCAGCAGAGUGGGCAAGCAGUCGUUCAUCAUCACGCUGGGCUGCAACAGCGUCCUGAUUCAAUUCUCCUCACCUGGAGACUUUCAGUCCUUUUAUAACCUCUUGAAGAACUGUCGUGGGCAUCUUAGUGAGCACUCGGUCUUCAGCGACAGAACAGAGGAAUCAUCUGCUGUGCAGUACUUCCAGUUUUAUGGCUACCUCUCACAACAACAAAACAUGAUGCAGGACUACGUGCGUACAGGGACCUACCAACGGGCUAUUUUGCAGAACCACACUGACUUCAAGGACAAGAUUGUGCUCGAUGUUGGCUGUGGUUCUGGGAUACUAUCUUUUUUUGCCGCCCAGGCUGGAGCCAGAAAGGUUUAUGCUGUGGAGGCAAGCACAAUGGCUCAGCACGCUGAGGUGCUGGUUAACAGUAAUCGUCUUGGAGAGCAUGUAAUUGUUAUCCCAGGAAAGGUGGAGGAGGUGACACUCCCUGAACAGGUUGACAUCAUCAUAUCGGAGCCCAUGGGCUACAUGCUGUUCAAUGAGCGCAUGCUGGAGAGCUACUUGCAUGCCAAGAAGUUCCUCAAACCGAAUGGUAAAAUGUUUCCCACUCUUGGGGAUGUCCACCUUGCCCCCUUCACAGACGAACAGCUGUACAUGGAGCAAUUCACAAAAGCCAACUUCUGGUACCAGCCUUCCUUCCACGGUGUAGACCUCUCUGCCUUGCGGGCAGCAGCAGUCGAUGAGUAUUUCCGCCAGCCAAUUGUGGACACAUUUGAUAUCCGUAUCUUGAUGGCAAAGUCAGUGAAAUACACAGUCAACUUCCUAGAGGCCAAAGAGGAGGAUCUUUACAGGAUAGAGAUCCCAUUUAAGUUCCACAUGUUGCACUCAGGUCUUGUGCAUGGUCUGGCUUUCUGGUUUGAUGUGGCAUUUAUGGGAUCAGCUAUGACAGUAUGGCUGUCUACUGCACCUACAGAGCCUCUUACCCACUGGUACCAGGUACGCUGUUUGCUGCAGUCUCCUCUUUUCACCAAGGCUGGGGAUACACUGUCCGGCACCGCAAUACUAGUGGCCAACAAACGACAAAGUUACGACAUCAGUAUUGUUGCCCAGGUGGACCAGACUGGUUCAAAGUCCAGUAACCUAUUGGAUUUAAAGAACCCCUUUUUCAGGUACACAGGUACAAACCCCAACCCGCCUCCUGGGUCACAUUACAACUCCCCAUCAGAGAAUAUCUGGAACACAGGUGUAGGCUACGGCAUGAAUCAAGGGAUGCCUUCAGGAAUGCCGGCAGCUUAUGACCUGAGCACAGUCAUCGGCAGUGGCCCAUCAGUCUCUCACAACAACCUUAUCCCUCUAGUCAACACAGGUAUUGUGAACCACACCCACUCCAGGAUGGGCUCCAUCAUGAGCACAGGAAUUGUCCAGGGAGCCACAGCAGGCCAGUCAGGUCCCAGUAGCAGUGGUAAUUACUAUCCGGUCACCAACCAGUUCACCAUGGGGGGUGCUGCAAUCUCUAUGGCAUCUCCAAUGGUCAUACCUAGCAACACCAUGCAUUAUGGCAGUUAGGAUGAAGACUUUGCAAAGACCCCUUUAACUCGCCCACCUCUGCAUGACAAACAAUUGCCUGUAAAAAAAACAAACAAAAAACUUAGCCCUCACCUGUCCUAAGCCGUAAUUGAUCCAUGGACCAUAGCCAAUACCAAAACCAGUGCUCUCUUGGCACUCCUCUCCUUGUUUAAACAUCUUAAUUAUAUUUUGUCUAUCAAUUAUUGUACAUUCAAGCACUCAUAUCCGUCCAGACUCAUUGUAACAAUGGCUAAAACGUCCUUGUUUUUACGAAUCCUAAGGGCCGUUGCACACUGAUGCACUGUUUAGGUGCAGCAUUUGUAUUCUCUCCACCUCAUGCCAUCCAGCGCAACAAUUUCUCCUUAUUGUCACAACUUGCUUCUUGUUUCUCUCGUGAUCAUGGUUAUCAGAAGUGAAUUCAACACCAGCUGCUGGAGGCGGUUCUUUAUUGCAUCAUGAGCUACACUCGGCCUUUAAUAGUAUCACAUCAUCUAAGCCACGACAGACUGGCCCCACCGCCUCUGUAUAUGCGUAUACAUGGCAAGGUAUUCCGCAGUAUACACAAUUCUUCUUUAAUAAUUCAAUGAAUUAUUUACUGCCCAUCACCCAAUGUUCGGUUACCCUUGUGUUUAAAUUUGCAAUCCUUGAUAAAGUCAUGAUGUACCCCACAAUACCUUAGACGUUGCUAAACGUCUACGCUGAGCCAUGACAUAAAUAUGCACCUACUAUUGUCGUUUGUUUGCUGUAGAUUGUGUUCCAGCUCUUCAUUCUUAGCUUUAGCAUGCACUCCCGUUGACUGAAUGCAGGCUCCAUGCAAGGAUGUUGAUUUAAGGGAUUAAAAUCCCUGUUUGCAAUAUCCUGUCCUGCUUCAAAGGGUUAUAAUUUGUAAUUAUUGUACUUUUUACAGAAGUUUGUAAUUUCGAUCCAUUGUCGGUGAAAAAGUAUUGAGACACUCGGGAUUUCUCAAACCACCCCAACGCGUGGUUUGUCUUUAUAGGGCUUCAUUCAUCACAGAUGGAUGUGGUGUCACAGUGUGGUCUCCAAAAAUCCUGUUGCUACGUUGGUUUGACUACGAGCAAAAAAAAUAAAGUGAAGCUUUACUCAGCA
Molecule: messenger RNA, 2859 nt
Organism: Nerophis lumbriciformis (worm pipefish)
Lineage: Eukaryota; Metazoa; Chordata; Actinopteri; Syngnathiformes; Syngnathidae
Gene: carm1
Product: coactivator-associated arginine methyltransferase 1
Biological process (GO): chromatin remodeling; peptidyl-arginine methylation, to asymmetrical-dimethyl arginine
Molecular function (GO): histone H3R2 methyltransferase activity
Source: RefSeq, a predicted model, not a curated record